Funneliformis geosporum is the source of this 312-nucleotide messenger RNA. NCBI's taxonomy places the organism in Eukaryota, Fungi, Glomeromycota, Glomeromycetes, Glomerales, Glomeraceae. The record is from the annotation of a GenBank genome assembly.
GGAUUCACGUAUGGUCAUGUUGAUAAUGAAAAUUUAAGAAUAAAUGAAGAGUGGCCUGGCGAGAAGGGUACUGUUGUUCAAUUCAAAACAAAUACAGUAUUACAAUAUGAUAGUGAUUUGAAUGUCGAAUCAUGGGGAUUUCCUGCAUUAUCUAAACGUCCAAAAAAAAAUUUCGAUAUAAAUGAACGAAAAUAUGUAGCAGAAUUAUUUAAAUUGCAUCUAGGUGAUUUGCAUGAAAGACAUGAAUUAUAUCUUCCAAAUGGUUUGAAUUAUAAAAAAGCAAUCGUAGAUUAUCUUCAUAAACUUGGAGAG